Dendronephthya gigantea is the source of this 1488-nucleotide messenger RNA. RefSeq names its product D(3) dopamine receptor-like. The transcript is spliced from 2 exons. Gene Ontology annotation, cellular component: membrane. Gene Ontology annotation, molecular function: G protein-coupled receptor activity. Gene Ontology annotation, biological process: G protein-coupled receptor signaling pathway. NCBI's taxonomy places the organism in Eukaryota, Metazoa, Cnidaria, Anthozoa, Malacalcyonacea, Nephtheidae. The coding region runs from base 302 to 1357 and encodes 351 amino acids. The record is from RefSeq and is a predicted model, not a curated record.
UAUAUUUAUAAUUUUUAAAAAUAUACGUUUGCAUGAUCAUUUGUUUAAUUCUAUUUCGAACGUUUUAAUUUCGAAACAAAUGAUAGAACGCAUUGUCAUUCCUACAACGGGAAGUAGGAAGCGUUGUUUAAUUAAUGUCAUGCAUCCCUAUUAUAAUAGUAUUAAAACCAAUAUCAGUACCCCGCCCAUUACUUUUGAAUUGGAUAUUGCGUUGUAGCUACGAAGAUUAAAAUUGGCGUCGUGAGAUUGGCAUACAGCAAGAAUAAAAGUCAGCAUAUUGUUCGCAAAUUAAAGUGCGACCAUGAGCAUAGCUCUGAACUUCUCAUCUCCUAGUUUUCAAGUCACAGAAUCGAGCCACGUUUCAACAGAAACUGAUAAAACACUCAGAAUAUGUGUUACAGCCAUCUUAGGUGUCAUCAUGGUACUAACGAUCCUGGGCAACGGACUUGUCUGUCUGGUUUCCUGUCGACAACCGCAGUUGCAAAGGGUUCCCUAUUAUCCUAUUAUCAGCCUGGCGCUGGCUGAUAUUUUGUGCGGUAUCUGCGCAAUGCCCGCUUAUAUUGCAAAGAAGCACUUUGCCGGCGGUGUCGGGGAGCGUAUAACAUGUGACGGGUUUCGUUUUACUUACUUCUUUUCUGUGUAUGCGUCGAUAUUGAGUCUAACCGCAGUCAGUGUCGAGAGAUUAUUGGCGAUCAAAGCGCCUGUCUGGCACCGAAUGUUCCUAACUAGUCGCAAGAUGAUUGUAGUUUUAAUGUUUUUCUGGCUCGAAGCUGCGCUGGUGUCCAUGUUGCCAUUCUUUUGGCGCGAAGAAGAGACUGAAGAGUCAUGCACAUACCGACCUUCCAGAGAGUGGAGCAUAUUGGUUAUUCUGUUGAACGUAUGCUUUCCAUUUGUCAUUACCUUUACCUGCCAUUUCUACACGGUUAAGUUUGCUAUUCGGUUUUCACGCCAGAAAUAUAAAGCAAAAAUUUCAAGUAGGGAAGAUACAAGCGAGAAAAAUUCGACGGAGUAUAAACACGCCAUCUUGCUGGAAAGACGGGAACGAGAUAUUACAUGCACAAUGGCGAAAGUUUUGGGAGCUUUUAUUUUGUGUUGGGCACCUUCGACUUUCUACUACUUUGUACAAAUGAUUUGUCCCCAGUGUUACGGGCGAUCGUUUGAUCAAAUUCGACCAGUUUUUAAUGCAGUUGUAAAGUUACUAACAUUCGUCAACUCCUGUUUAAACCCGUUUAUCUAUUGUUGGUCGAAUCUUCAUUUCAGACAAGCUUUUUUUUCACUAAAGAUACUUGGAGCAAGGAAUAAAACAUCAACUGUAGAGAUGAUUGGAUUGAAUGGCCAAGGGGCAGUUUCCCGUUAGAUUUGUCCUAGAUUUAAAUUCUAAUCUAAUAUUUCGGUUUUGAAAUGAUGAAAUGGUUAAGAUGAAGAAAUAAAUUAUAUUUACUGUUGCAUGUGUGCAAGCAUUCACUUAGCGACUGGAAUGAUUAUUUA